AUGGAAGAAAAAUCAUCUUCAGCUGUUCACGCUGUUGCUUUUCAAGAGCCCUCCACGAUGGAUACCCCGGAUACCCCAACAGCUGCGGCUCACGCCUCUCAGAAGGAGCCAAUCCCCGUGAACGAGGUCUUCAAUAACUACCACGAUCAGUUUCAUGACUUUGACGACCCGGAAACUUAUAAUGAAUAUAUGGAAAAGGCCACCAGUCGAUCCACGUCCAAUUUCGUUGUUCGAUUUGGGGCCAACAAGUCGAGGAUUGCGACUAACCUCACAGAACAAGAUGUGGACGCCCUAAUACACCAAACCGCGCCUGGCAAGGGCGAUCAGGACCUACCGGUGACUUGGAUAAAUCUUUGGUCGGUCAACAGUAAUGUCGGAAUCAUCAGGAAACUCGCCCACCGCUACAAGUUUUCAACGCGCUUGAUGUACUCGAUCCUCACAUGGGAUGUCGCGAGGCAGCAACUGGCAGAAAGGUCCUCCCCUUCUGAACCUGUCAAACCAGAUCAUUGGCAACGCUUACGGUCGAGAACUACGGCCUUACGAGCGGCAGACCCAGAGCAGGGGGUCGGUGAUGGGACAGGUGCAAAGCCAGCAGCGCCACGGCAACCCGGGGCUGACACUUUAAAGCUCGACGACGAGGAUCUAGACAUGUUUAAGCUCUUGCAGGGCACUUACAACUACACGACUGUCGACCAUGGCCCGGAUUUCAUCUGCAUAGGAGCCAACUGGUUGCACGAAAGACCCAAGCAGCUGCUGUCUUCAGAACUGGGGCGCAUUUAUGAGGCUUCCGCUGAAUUAGUGCCACCGAAGCAUUGGGCUUGGUACAUUCUGACGAGCGACCAAGCCCCUGUGUACCUCGAGAUUCCGAAGGGCGUCAAAGUAGACCAUGACAGAUUGCAAAAAGAUGAGCUGCAGAGCAUGCGGAAAAACACAAGCGCUCUUCUAUCCCAGCUCUCGGCGAUAGGGAUCCAGAAGUAUCUGUUGCGAAUUUCGGCUUCAAAGGGCGUCCGCUCGGAUUUGAAGCCUAGAACUGAGCGCGGUACCGUCCCUGGAGCCAGGACGACUGUGAAGGAGUCUGAAGCGGACGUCGACGGCUCGGCCAACCUGUUCUUCUACCUUUUCGAGGACUACUCUGCAGGCAUUUCGAUUCUGAAAGAUUCUAGCACGACCCUGAGCAGGCUGACGGACGAAGUGCUCCAAAUCACUGGUCGACACAACAAGGACAGAGACACCUCAUACAUCAUCAAAACACUCUACGCGAGAAGCAAAGACCUGCGGCAGCUCAAACACCUUUUCGAGAGCUACGGAAAGCUCAUCAUGGGAGUCAUGGACCUCGGCACCGAGACGGGGAGCGAUGACAAGGAGGCCAUGACGGCCUCGACAGCCAACCUGAACGGAACGCCGGCCAGGGGCGUCAAGCUGUCGCAAAAGGCGUACGACCGCUUCGCGCGGCUCAACGACCGCCUCAAGCUUCUGAUGCUGGACACAAUCGACGAGUACCUGGAGGAGAAGUCGUCGCUAUCCAGCACCUACUUCAACCUCCUCGCCCUCAAGGACUCGCAGGCCACGGCCAAGCUCAACCGCUCCGCCUCCCUGCUCGCCAAGCUCUCGGUGUUCUUCCUCCCCAUCUCCUUCAUGACGUCUUACUUCUCCGUGGAGAUUCCUGACCUUAGCCAGAGCUGGACCGGCAGGACGUACUGGAUCAGCUUCGCCGUGAUCGCCACACUAUCCUUCAUGAGCCUGUUCUUCUUUAGCCGGCUGCUUAUGAUAGUCUCGGAUAUACUGGACGAGAAGCUCAACAACAUGCAAAAGGGCACUUGGAGGACAGUGAAGACGGUGACGAAAGAGGUCAGUGCGAGGACGAUUGGGCGGAGAGGAAGCGCAGAUAAUGAUGAGAAGAGGUUAGACGAGGAGUAG
This is a messenger RNA of Diaporthe amygdali, 1917 nucleotides long. RefSeq lists its product as uncharacterized. Gene Ontology annotation, cellular component: membrane. Lineage: Eukaryota; Fungi; Ascomycota; Sordariomycetes; Diaporthales; Diaporthaceae. The transcript is spliced from 7 exons. The record is from RefSeq and is a predicted model, not a curated record. Bases 1 to 1917 code for a protein of 638 amino acids. Gene Ontology annotation, biological process: transmembrane transport; metal ion transport. Gene Ontology annotation, molecular function: magnesium ion transmembrane transporter activity; cobalt ion binding; magnesium ion binding.